AUGGCCAUUGCCAUUAAAGAAUGUUUGGACUCAACUCGCACCGCCAGCGCCAGCACCAACGGCAUAACACUUUGCCGUAUGGCGAACCAUCGGCCACUAAUUACAGGAGAUGUACUCAAUAUUCGAUUUAGGCCAGAGGACGUGGAAAAGACGAGGCUUAUGAUAGAGUAUCAGUGGCUCGCUCUCAGGAUGGUGGCAUUUUGCGCGGCUGCUGAAGUUGUCGACGAAUUGGACCCUGAGUCGCCUCACAUUGAAGAGUUAUCAACCUUCUCCGAGAUAUUGUUGAUUCGUAUUUCAUUGAAGGGUUGCAACAAUAUGGAACCACCAGGUCAGGUGUCCGGAGCCUCCUUUACGGUGAAAAAAGAGGGAUGCUUGAAUCUCUGCCUCGGAGGCUUCUUCAAGGAAUCCUGCUAG
This is a messenger RNA of Clonostachys byssicola, 414 nucleotides long. The record is from the annotation of a GenBank genome assembly. NCBI's taxonomy places the organism in Eukaryota, Fungi, Ascomycota, Sordariomycetes, Hypocreales, Bionectriaceae.